Messenger RNA from Chenopodium quinoa (quinoa), 1041 nucleotides. RefSeq lists its product as uncharacterized. Lineage: Eukaryota; Viridiplantae; Streptophyta; Magnoliopsida; Caryophyllales; Amaranthaceae. Gene Ontology annotation, molecular function: nucleic acid binding. The coding region runs from base 1 to 1041 and encodes 346 amino acids. The transcript has 2 exons. The record is from RefSeq and is a predicted model, not a curated record.
AUGGGAAAUAGAUCUUGUCAAAGGGAUUUGGCAUCUCUUCUCAAUGUCUCAAAAAGCAUAGUGCAGAGGCUUGUGAGGAGGGGAGACAUACGACCCCAUACAAAUGCUCUGAAACCAAGUCUCAAACCAACAAACAAAAAGGAAAGAUUAUGGUGGAUUUUAAGUCACCUUAUUGAUGAGACAGCAGGCACCAAAAGAGAAUAUCUACCACAGUACAACACAGUCAUGAUUGAUGAGAAAUGGUUUGAAAUGACAAAGAAAUCUAAAAGGGCCUACUUGGCAAGAGGAGAGAAGGGGCAUUACAAAUAUGCUCAUUCAAGCAAACACAUCCCUAUGGUUAUGUUCAGUGCAGCAGUUGCAAAGCCAUUGUACAAUGCACAAAAAGAAUGCAUUUUUGAUGGGAAACUGGGAAUAUUCCCAUUCACAUAUGAAGCACUAGCUUUAAGAAAUUCAAAGUACAGAAAGAAGAGAGAAAUGGUGACAAAGGUGGUGAAGAGAGUCAUAAGAGAUGUUUCAAGGAAGAUGUUCAUUGAGAAUAUUGUACCAGCAAUUAUGGCUAAAUGGCCAAAUACAGGACAACACAACACAAUUUACAUCCAAAAGACAAUGCAAAACCACAUGAGCAUUCAAUCACUACAACACAAGAAAUUUGCAAGAAACCCAGAGCAACUUAUAAAGGUUGUCAAAGAAGCAUUCUAUGAGUUGGGUGCAAAGACAUUGUUCAAGUGUUGGGUCACUCUAAAUCAUGUUAUGAAUCAGAUUUUAAAGGCUAAAGGUUCAAAUAAGUAUGAACCUCCACAUGUAAACAAAGCCAAGCUAGACAGAGAAGGGAGACUACAGGAUCCAGUUGAAGCACCUCUUUGGGCUGUCAUAGAUGCAUGGGAAAGGAUUUAUAGGGACAGAGACUUCUCAAAUGAUGAGCAGGAACAAGAAAAUAUUGAAAGUACACAAAACAAUGCAUCACAACAACCAUUUGUUAUGGCAAACGACCAUGAGGCAUCAACAUCUAAUUCCAAUGCUAUGAAUAGCCAACAACAAUGA